Messenger RNA from Sphaeroforma arctica JP610, 764 nucleotides. RefSeq lists its product as hypothetical. The transcript has 5 exons. The coding region runs from base 16 to 747 and encodes 243 amino acids. Lineage: Eukaryota; Ichthyosporea; Ichthyophonida. The record is from RefSeq and is a predicted model, not a curated record.
CAAUGCAACAGAGUAAUGGUUGUGGAUGAUACGCCUGACCCAGAAAUGGAAGUUGUGUAUACGUGGGCUGAGGGACAGUUGGCACGUGCAGGUAUCCGAUUCGAUGUAUUGCGGCCGGAAGUUUCAGGGACAGAGCGCAUGUAUGCCGCCGAGAAACGCAAUCUUCUGAUCUCUGCAACGCGAACGCAAUGGCUGAUGCUCAUGGAUGACGAUGACAUAGCAUUGCCUAAUAUGGUAAGCCUGCUUCUCGCAGAGGCCUACAGAUCGGGGGCAGAUCUCGUCUCAGGGUUCUGCAACAACUUCAAGACGUACCAAGACUACGGUCUGAAGAAGGACCUGUACGUAGCACUCGCCGCAGGGUAUGCACAGGGAGGGUCCUUCUUUGUGCACAAUACCGGAAAGGCUACCAUGCUGAUAAAGCGGGACGUGGCCGAGCGCGCCGGGGGAUGUACGAUGGACAAUACGGGCGAGCAAUCGCCGUACGUUGACUGGGAUCUGUACACAAACAUAGGACUCGCCGGUUAUAAGAUCUCCUUUGUUCCGACCGCCGUGUAUCGCUACCGCGAACGCUCAAAGAAUAGUAUAUACUACAGCAUAGAUGCCGAGGGCAGGUGGCUGGGACACCGAAAAAUGGUUAUGUCUUGGUGUAGGAAAUUGCAAUUGACUCUUGAGGAGUGCGAUGUGCUUGAAUUUAGCAGAGGUAAACUCGCGAAGCCUUUUGUAUUGACUUUCGGAGAGUACGAAUAAAAGGCCAAAAUAUCCAC